CGUUUCGAAGCCUCAUGAAGCAGUGGUUCGAAAGCGAGUAUCACUAGUGUUGCUGUGUUGUUUAUGUGUUGAGUGUUGUGUAAGUUACUGACAGAAACACUUCUCUGAAGCUCGCGAUUACAGGACAACAUGAAUUCAUUGCUUUUCUUUGGUCUGUUAAUGUUUGUGGCGGGGAUUUGUUCAGGACACAAACCUCAUCCAUGCCGUACUCCACCUCUGCUAUCUGGAAGUCUGUCUGUGAGUGCUAAAGAAGGUCAGAACUGGGCUGUUGCCAAAUAUCGCUAUGAUGCGUUUGGGCAGCGCAUUCGUUUGUGGGAAUUUGGAAAAUAUGACGACAAAUCAUUUCAUCUGAAUAUGUUGUUCCUCUUUCGGGAGGGUGUGGUUUACACCAUCAGUUACAGGAACAAGACCUGUCAAAAAAAUCUCCUCAACACGACCUUUCACCCAUCAGAGAUUCCCCGUAACGCCUCGCUGAUGUCACAGGUAGUUUUGGGAGGUUCCUCUGGACCAGGUGAAGGUCUGCUCGUCAACACCUGGACAGGAGUCGUACCUGAGACUCAAGGUAAAUAUCUGGCCACUGUCACAGAAUUCGGCUGCAUCCCUGUCUCGAUGUUAUAUUAUACAGCAGAGACGGGCUGGGUGGUCACCAGCUAUUUUAACGCAGUAACCGGGAUCGAGGACCCUGACGAUUUAAAUCCUCCGUCCUUCUGCACAGGCAUACAAACAGAAGAGGAAAAACUCAAUUUCUUCAGUGCCUUUUUCUAAAGAAAAAAAAAAUAAUUUUAACCUCCAUACUGUAGCACUUCUAGUAAUGUGAAUGUGUUUUAUUAACCUGUUAGCAAAUUUAAAUCAUCAAACUACUUCUCUUACAGAUUUAGAGUUCACAGACGUGAACAUGUUUUAGUUUUACUAAAUGAUAACACAACUCUUUUGAUUCGAGCGUUUAUGGAGAAAUUAUUCUGCAGCUGUACAACUAUAAAACUAUUUUUUUAAAGGGAAUAAAAACUUUCAACAAUU
This is a messenger RNA of Misgurnus anguillicaudatus (oriental weatherfish), 1017 nucleotides long. It is a transcript of the gene epdl1, whose product is annotated as ependymin-like 1. Gene Ontology annotation, molecular function: calcium ion binding. The record is from RefSeq and is a predicted model, not a curated record. Gene Ontology annotation, cellular component: extracellular region; lysosome. Lineage: Eukaryota; Metazoa; Chordata; Actinopteri; Cypriniformes; Cobitidae. Gene Ontology annotation, biological process: cell-matrix adhesion.